Myotis lucifugus (little brown bat) is the source of this 1088-nucleotide messenger RNA. RefSeq names its product golgi transport 1B (gene GOLT1B). Bases 177 to 593 code for a protein of 138 amino acids. NCBI's taxonomy places the organism in Eukaryota, Metazoa, Chordata, Mammalia, Chiroptera, Vespertilionidae. The transcript has 5 exons. Gene Ontology annotation, cellular component: membrane; endoplasmic reticulum. Gene Ontology annotation, biological process: endoplasmic reticulum to Golgi vesicle-mediated transport; retrograde transport, endosome to Golgi. The record is from RefSeq and is a predicted model, not a curated record.
GGAGCGGAUUGAGCCAAUCGGAAGCCGCCUCCAAGCUGGGAUGGGGAUGGCUGCGUGUUUCCGGAAGACGUGGCGGCUGUCUCUUGGGUUGCUUCCCGGCUUCAGACUCGCGUCUUUGCUUCACGCCCUGGGCUCCUCGAGGUGCUGUCCUCACCCCAGCAAGGACGCCAGCAGCCAUGAUCUCCUUAACGGACACCCAGAAAAUUGGAAUGGGAUUAACAGGAUUUGGAGUGUUUUUCCUGUUCUUUGGAAUGAUUCUCUUUUUUGACAAAGCACUACUGGCUAUUGGAAAUGUUUUAUUUGUGGCUGGCUUGGCUUUUGUAAUUGGUUUAGAAAGAACAUUCAGAUUCUUCUUCCAAAAACAUAAAAUGAAAGCCACAGGAUUUUUCCUGGGUGGCGUAUUUGUAGUCCUUGUUGGUUGGCCUUUGAUAGGUAUGAUCUUCGAAAUUUAUGGAUUCUUUCUUUUGUUCAGGGGCUUCUUUCCUGUGGUCGUUGGCUUCAUUAGAAGAGUGCCAGUUCUUGGAUCUAUCUUGAAUUUACCCGGCAUUAGAUCAUUUGUAGAUAAAGUUGGAGAAAGCAACAAUAUGGUAUAACAACAGUACAUUGAAGACUCAUUUAAAAUAUUGUAUUAUUUAUAAAAUCUUUUGAAGAAUAUCCAGCACAGAUUAAAUUACAUGAAAUAGCUUGUAAUGUUCUUUACAGACAUUUAAAAUGUAUACCUACAAAGUACCAACAACAGUUAACAAAGAAGCAGUGACAACAGGCUUCUAAUCAGGUGAUGUAAGAAGACAGCAAGCAAACUGAAGGAGAUGAAAUCUGUUACAUUGCAUAUUGAAACUCUUGAAGGCGAUUUUUAAUUUUUUUCCACAAUGUGCGAAACACAACUAUCCUCAGAGAGCUAUGGUGCCUGAUUCCUUUUUAUUUUUUUUAUUUUGAAGAUUCAGGGGCACCCAUAGGCAUUUGCUUUUUAGAAAUGUCCACUGCAACUGGAAAAAUAUUUCCAUUUGCACCGUGUCUCCGAAAGUGAUGCAUGGGUUAGAUUGGAUUAUGUCAUGUCAUUUUAAUGUAUUAAAACCUAGGAAAACCCA